UCUCAAAUUAGAAAGAGUUGUGAAUAAUUUUAGAAAUGGUGGCAUUUUUAUUUAAUUUAAAAAUUUUAAUAUCCUUUUUUUCAUCCACGUCAUCUCUUCUUCCUCUUUCACUUUCUCUCUCUUUUACCUUUCCUUUUCCCUUGCCUCUGCAAACCCAGAUCUGGGUUCUCUCGCAAACUUCAUCUUCUUCCUCCCUUCCUUUCCUUGCUCAUCCUUCUUCCUUCUUCUUCUUAUUCUUUCUCUCUCUCUCUCUUCUCCUUUCUUCUUCCUCUUUCAAACCCAAAUCUGGGUUUUUCUCAAACCCAGAUCUGGGUUUCAUCACAUAACAUGGAAACUAAUCUCGAAUAUACUAAACAGCAAAGCCGAGAUCUCCUAAGCCCACUAACAGAAAGGAACAUAGAUUAAAAACAAUAAAGAAUUUCUAGAAAAAAAGCAAUUCGAGCCAAAUCACAUACAAGCCAAAGCCAAAGCCAACUGCAGAUCUAAUCUCAAAAAUAAUCAACACGAAAACCACUUAAUCAACUCAGAAAAUACACAUAGAAAACACAAAAUAAGCAAAAGAACAAAACCAGAUCUAUACCGUCCUUUUCUUCCCCUUCACCUUGAUCACUCGUGCCCUGUUCAAACCCAGAUCUGGGUUUGUUUUGGAGAGGAAGAAAAACCCACCUCCCUUCUCAUCACUAAAAUCCCCAAGAAGCACAGACCCAAACUUUCUCAAACCCGAUUCCCUCUACAUCUGCCCUGUCCAGCCAGACUCCACUCGGAUCCCCUCCUUCGAUUCUCUCCUCCACCGUGACGCUGCCUUCCGAUUCAUCACCAAGGUCAAAGAAUUCCUACGCCAUUCAUUGUUUGUAAUUCUGUUUCCUAAGUAUCUGUGAAUACCCAAAGAACCACUCUUUCAUGGCAACCAAACACACACCAAAAAAGAAAAAGAAAGCAAAAAAACUUAGCCUGUAGAGAAACAACCCAGAUCUGGGUUCUUGCAAUUAAUGUUAAAGGGCUCAAAUCUUUGUAAUCCUUGGCUCAAUCGAUUAUGUCCAUCAUCGAUCCAUGGCUCUCAUGGAGAAUGGUUUUCUUAGAACUGAAAAUUGGGUUCUUUCUUAGAGAGAGAAUCUAGAUCUGAGUUCUCAAGGGAGAACCCACAUAGAUCUGGAAGGGGAAAGAGGAAGAUGAAGAAAGGGGAGAGAGAAACAACAAGAAAAAGGUCGAAGGAGGAAGGAAAAAAGAGGAAGAAGGGAUGGAAGAGGAGGAAGAAGGCUGGGAAAGAGGAAGAGUCGGAGGGAUGAGAGAGAAGAAUGAAGGAAGAAGAUGAAC
This is a messenger RNA of Rubroshorea leprosula, 1314 nucleotides long. Lineage: Eukaryota; Viridiplantae; Streptophyta; Magnoliopsida; Malvales; Dipterocarpaceae. The record is from the annotation of a GenBank genome assembly.